AUGGUUGAGAGUCUCCUCCUUAAUAGCCAGGUAGCGGCGAGAGAGAAGUUGGAUGGCGACCUUGAGGUUAUUAAGGAGAGAGUCGCCUUUUACUACCUGAGGAUGCUGCAUGAGACAGUAACGCAGGAUGAACGGACUUCAUUUCAACUUCCGUCACAUCAUGAGACGCUUUUCGACUAUUCUCAGUAUAUCUACGACAUUGUGCAGCGAGAUGAGCAUGCGUACGUGAAACGGGAGUGGAUGAAUGACACCUACGAGGAGAUGUGUGCCAUCACGGAAAGAUAUGACCCGAAGGACCCUGACUUUUUGUUAAUCGCCGCAUCUGGCGAGAACUUACCUGCUGUUGUCCGCGGCCAAACAACAAUUCUGGAGCAUAUGACGAAGGGUGACAAGCUCAACAACUAUUACCGGGACGCACUGGGAUUCCACAAGCUUAACGAGCUGAUCUCUACCACAGCUGCUCAGAUUGCUCACCGCUAUCCAAACAUCAAUAUCUGCGAAAUCGGUGCUGGUACUGGCGGUUCUUCCUGGGCAAUUUUUGGGAAGCUUGGCACAGCCUACGCAUCCUACACUUACACUGACAUCUCGGUCGGUUUCUUCGAAAAAGCCCAGGAGAAAUUUGCGCCGUACGGUGACCGAAUUACUUACAAGACUCUCGAUAUUACGUCGAGUCCAGUUAAGCAGGGCUUUGUCGAAGGCGCGUAUGAUCUUGUGGUAAUGGCUAAUGUGCUUCACGUUACUCCUGACCUCGAAGAGACUUUGCGCAACACCCGCCGCCUCCUGAAGCCCGGCGGUUAUCUGGUCAUGAUGGAGUUUAUCAAUGAGAGUGUAAUGCGACUUGGUGUUAUUAUCGGAGGUCUGCCUGGUUGGUGGGUUGGACGGGACACUGGACGCAGAUGUUCUCCAAAUGUGUCCUUGGAACAAUGGCACGAGCUUCUGCUGAAGUCCGGAUUUGGUGACAUUGAUACCCAUACGCCUGUUUAUGAUCCUGUGAUUAUGCCAGCGUCGAUUAUCACAGCUCGGGCUAUUGAUGAUGAGAUCACCAUCUUGAAAAGCCCCCUUUCGAUUCCCGAGAGCAGCCUUCCCUCAGCACAACGCACUGAACUCAUCAUUCUCGGCGGCAAGAAGAACACGACGAUGGCUCUUGUCGAUGGAGUGGUAAGCCAUCUGAAGCCUCGCUACAGAAGCGUCAUCCAAAUCGACACAUGGGAAGAGCCUGAUGAGACAUCAAUUCCGGCAAAGUGCUGUGUCUUGAACAUCAGUGGCUUUGACGGUCCCUUCUGGACGGAUAUUACAACGGAUCGUUUUGAAAAUUUCAAAGCCCUUCUCAUGGUAUCUAUGAGUGUAUUAUGGGUUACCUGGGGCUCCAACCAAGACAAUGGUGAUGAAAGCCCUACCCCAGAUUCUGGCACAGCCUCUUUGAUUGCUGAGAGAUUUCUUCGCUUAGAAGUGACCACGGGAUGGCAGCGGACUCCGUCUGAGAAUGGUAAACUGUGGUCUAUCGAACCCGAAUAUAAGGUAGAGCAGGGAGAGAUCCUGGUUCCACGUGUGAUGCCAGAAAUGGCUCAAAACGAUCGGUACAAUUCUGCAAAGCGCAAGAUUGUGAAGGAGGUCAAUCUCAAACAGGCUAUUGUGACUCUUGGUUGGAGCAACGACGAAUACAAUCUGCGAGAGGAAGAAAACCCAAGUUUGCCGUCUCUCCCAGGCUACCGACGAGUUCUGGUCGAUACAUCGAUACUAUCUUCAAUUCCCACGCCUGCUGGACGGCUCUUCGUCACUCUAGGAAGAGACCUCGAUAAUGGCGGCCGAGUCCUCUCUGUAUCCUCAAAAAAUGCAUCCGCCAUCCUAGUCUCCGAGCGAUGGUCUGUCCCGGUGCAUGUCAGGAGAAGCAUCGAUGUUCAGUAUCUCUCAUUCCUCUUAGGCUAUCUGUCCAGUCACAAUAUCGCUGCACUUGUGCCUGCUGGGAGUACUCUUGUAGUCCAUGAACCGGAUCCAGGACUUGUGUCCAUGCUUUCUCGUCACCUGUCCAAUUUGGGUUCGCGUGUCGUUUUUACCACCUCAAACUCGCAGUUGCUCAAGAGGAACUGGCUGCUGCUGCAUCCACGCACUCCUGAUCGCCAACUGCGAGCAGCGCUGCCCAAAGAUGUAUCGAUGUACCUCGACCUGUCUGAUGACUGGUCAACGUUGCAAGGUACAGAAACGUUGGACAGCAGAAUCGCUGCCUGCCUUCCUCAUCUUUGUGAAAAAUUUGACGGAUCUAUGUUAGGCGCUCGCGAAUCCACCCAACGGCCUCGUCGAUUGGCACUCCAAAUCCAAGGUCCCGGUCCAAUCGGAUCCGGACUCAUUACCACAUUCACAGCAGAUACGAGCAAGGAAAAGUGGAUUGGUUAUCAGAUCAUCGCGGGGUUCGGACGGGGUGCAGCGUUGAACAUGCCCAUCGUCGCAAGCCAAGAAUAUCUAAGCCGCGACUCCAUUGCUAUUGCGAGUUCUGCUAUUGCUCUAUGUCAAUAUCUGACUGGGUCCAUUGCCAUCUCCGUGGCGCAGGCUAUCUUCCAGAAUGGCUUGACGCCAGCUCUGGAAAAGUACGCGCCCAAUGUUGAUCCAACAAUCAUCCUGGAUGCUGGCGCUACAGGAUAUGCCGAUGUUUUACCUGCUGACCAGCUCCCCAGAGUUCGAUUCGCGUAUAAUGAAGCAUUGGUCAAGGUCUUUUUUCUCCCCACAGCCACUGCUGCUGUGGCUGCCUUGCUGAGCUUUGGCUUCUCUUGGAAGAAAAUUGGCGUAGAGGAGCACAAAGAAAUGCCUCCAGCUGUUUCAGAUCAUGCCCAGAGUAAGUAG
Talaromyces stipitatus ATCC 10500 is the source of this 2835-nucleotide messenger RNA. Its product is annotated as methyltransferase, putative. Gene Ontology annotation, biological process: transmembrane transport. The transcript is spliced from 8 exons. The coding region runs from base 1 to 2835 and encodes 944 amino acids. Gene Ontology annotation, molecular function: transmembrane transporter activity. Lineage: Eukaryota; Fungi; Ascomycota; Eurotiomycetes; Eurotiales; Trichocomaceae. The record is from RefSeq and is a predicted model, not a curated record.